Pseudocercospora fijiensis CIRAD86 is the source of this 1485-nucleotide messenger RNA. RefSeq lists its product as uncharacterized. Bases 1 to 1485 code for a protein of 494 amino acids. The record is from RefSeq and is a predicted model, not a curated record. NCBI's taxonomy places the organism in Eukaryota, Fungi, Ascomycota, Dothideomycetes, Mycosphaerellales, Mycosphaerellaceae. The transcript has 2 exons.
AUGCCCGUGACCGACUCCAAGUCUGCACGCAAGAAGAAGGCAAAGGCUGAGGCUACUACUGCUACCAAUGGGUCCGUAAGUGGCGCUGCGGUCACACCUCAAGCAGUCUCCAAGGACGAGUCUGCGGCAGCUGAGGAUGUGUCUGGAGAGCACGCAUACAUCAAAGAGCUGCAGAAGCAAAUCCGCAACACCACCAAAAAGCUGAGCAGUCUGGCAAAGGUUGACGCCAUUUUGUCAGAGAACCCAGGCGUGUCGCUUGACGACCUUGUUGCUCAGCGCAAGAUCAACAACGACCAGAGAGCGGCUGCCCAGAAGAAGCCUCAACUGCAGGCUCAACUGGUCGAUCUUGAGGAGCGCAUAGAACAUUACCGCAAGUUGGACCAAGACUAUCAGGCCAAGUUCACAAAGCAGCGCGACGAGCUCGCGUCGCAACAUGAGCAGACCACCGCCAAGCUGAGGAAGGAGCUGAGCCAAGACGCCUUCGAGACCGCGCAGAAGCUCCUGCGCCAGAAGCUGUUGACAUUUUCCCAGUUCCUUCGCUGUGCAGCUGCUAAGCGCAAUGCUGAAGAGGCCGUGGACGACGAUGAGAGCAGGGCGUUUGAGGGAGCACUUUUAUUGGUCUAUGGAGGCGAUCAGAAGGCCGUGGAUACCGCCAUGAACCUCAUCGAUGGCAGCAACGAGACCGUGCCCAACAUCGACGGCGAGCCAUUGCAAUUCACGUUCGCACAAGUCAAGGAGGUCUCGUUGAAGUACACGCCAUUCGCUAAUGAAGAGACCUGGGUUGACCAGGUCGCCGAUGCGACCAGCGGUGAAGCCCCGCAGCCACCCUCCGACAGUGCUGCAGCCACAUCCGAUCCCACAAUCGUAAAUGCAGGCCUCACCGAGCUGGAGGCAUCGACCGUGCCGAAUGGUCACGUCGAGCCUACAUCUGCUCCUCUAUCUGGUGAAGCAGCAGGCAACGUUGCUGGAGAGCGCUGGGAUGCGGACGCCGCUGGAACCUCUGCAGGUGCCCAGCAAGGCAGUCUCCAGGAGAGCUACGAGAUUGUCCCUCGCCCUUCCGAAGAGGUGGAGAUUCCAGCUGAGACUCCCGCUCCGACACAACAACAAGGUACAAGCUGGGCUGAAGAGUCACACGAGGCUGCGACUGGCAACCAAGCUGGAGAAUCAUGGCACACCAAAGCUCCAGGAGAGCAAGACAAUAGCUGGGGCGACAGCGCUGCGGACACUCUAGCUCCAACGACGGAUGCAGAUGGCUUCAGCGAGGUUCCUGGCCGUACUCGUGGGCGCGGUGGCUUCCGUGGCAGAGGUGAUGAUGAGUUCCGUGGGCGCGGCGGACGUCGUGGCAACUUCCGCGGUCGUGGAGAUGGCGAGUUCAGAGGCGGCCGAGGCGGCGGUCGAGGCCGUGGCGAGGGAGGCGAGUUCAGGGGCCGUGGCCGUGGACGCGGUGGUCCCCGCGGUGGUGCAGCGGCUCCGGCAGCAUCUUAA